CAUGUUCAGUGAAACAUUACAGGUGAGACGAGAGCUUGCGCGUGGGCGCCCGCUUUUCCUCCCGCUCAGUAAGAGGCCGGCAUCCACGCCGCUCGCACGAACCUGACCGCCGCCCAAGCGCCGAACGAACGACUCCAAGAUGGCCACUGGCCCUAAGAUAGUACACAAGCAGUUCAACUCGCCCAUCGGGCUGUACUCCCAGCAGAACAUACAGGAGACCCUCAACAAGCACCUGCAGAACCUCGACAAUGGCACCGUAGGGAUCGACUUCAACAAUCCAGGCGCCAAUAAGCCAGCCAACCUCGCCAACUCGGCCGUUCUGCGAAUGCUUGAGGAAGAAGAGCGCAACCGCAAGGGGCUUCCUAAGUUAGAUCCGACGCAAAUCCAAGCAAUAAUGGACAAUUUGGUCCUGGCACGCCGUCGUUUUGACAGCUCGUGGCCACCGCGCAAGGAGCAUUCAGUCCGACGGGGUUGGCACUUGCUUGAUACCACCGGUCACAUAUAUUCUGAUUUCUUGAAGGCUACUAAAGGUCAGAAAAAAGUCGUUUGGCCACCGGUGCCAGAAACCAACGGCUACCAUCAGACCCAACAGCAGAGCCCUGCGCUCUACAACAACGCUCAGCACUCCCCAUCGCAACAGCCACAGUACUCACCCUCGGCUCAACCCCAGGCACAGCCCCAGCCUCAAUCCCCUUACCUCUCCCCUCAGCCCCAAUAUCAAUCCCAACCCCAGUACCAAUCCCAACCUCAGUAUCAACCGUCCCAGUAUCAAUCCCAGCCCCAGUACCAACCGCAGCCUCAGUACCAGACGCAGUCGCCGGCCUACAGCGAGGGCAAGCGACAGGAAGCGACUGGGCUGAGUAAGCUGAUCCCGGUUGGGGCUGGUGCCUCCCCUGUAGCCCCCUACCGUCAGGGCCCGCCUUCGCCGCAGCCCUACCGCCAACAGAACAGCCGCUGGGCCCCCGUGCCCGCUCCUACUUCUCCACAGCCACAGUACACGGGGCAGCCGCAGUAUUCGCCGCAGUCUCAGUACUCGGAGCCUCAGUACCAGCCGCCUCAGUACCAGCCGCCGCAGAAGCAGUUCGAACCGCCGCCGUCCACCAUCACUCUGCGCCAGCAGCAGCCAGUCCACCAGAAGCCGCCCCCGGUCUUCCCCAGCCAACCUGCUACAGCUUCGUUUAAAGGAGGUGUAAACAUGCGUGGAGAUCAAAAGUGGCCGCCGCAGUCGGUAAAGGAGGCCGUCGCGGCUGAGAACGAGGCGAGAAUGAUGCUAGCCAAAGGACCAGCUUGCAGACCGCGCAAGGUAAACAGGGAUUACUCUGGCUUCUUCGCGAAGCAUGCUCUCAAUCACAACUACCCUGGCUACCGCGCGCCCCCUGGCACCCAACACUUCGAGGACCAUUCUGGCCGAUCUUCGUACUAAAAUAAUAUAUUAGUCUUUAAUACUAGAGUCACCAGAUUUCAAUGAAUAGAUUCGAUCAUGAAUAAUCUCAAUAUUCCAAAAGAUCAUUUUCUUUAGCUUCAUAUAUAAAUCCGUUGCGCCUAAAUGUCUUAAAAUAUAGGGGUUAGUGCUCGGAUGUUAUCAAUGAGGAAUCAGCCUCGUUUAUCAUAAAUUGUCUCUAGAUAUCAGGGUAGGGGACGCCAGAGUAAGUACUUGUGUAGACUUUAGUCGAUAAAGUCUUAGUCUCAAACUAAGUACUUAAAAUAAAAAUUAAGCACUGAUUUUGUGAUAAAAAUAAGUGACAAUCAUCUUGGUAAUAAUCCGUUUCUAGCAACACAUAGUGUAUCAGGAUGAGAAAAAAAGAUUACUAUAUUUUUAU
Molecule: messenger RNA, 1820 nt
Organism: Papilio machaon (common yellow swallowtail)
Lineage: Eukaryota; Metazoa; Arthropoda; Insecta; Lepidoptera; Papilionidae
Product: extensin
Exons: 9
Coding region: 140-1423 (427 amino acids)
Source: RefSeq, a predicted model, not a curated record